CAACGACGCAAGGAGCCGGACUCACACAGGAGGCGAGUGCAGAAAAGGCCGAGGACUGUAAAGAGAGCCGUGGGGGGAAGUUUUAAUCUCGGGGCUUACCAAAUAUGAUAAACGCAGGGUAACGUUAAAAUGUAUGGACGAGCUCCAAGAGUGACCUCCAUGACAACAAGCGGCACUCCAUCUGCAGUUGGCCCCGGUUCAUAUGAUGUCACCGGGGGCGAUACUAAACUAUCAGAUGGCUAUGCUCCAUUCCUGUCCUUGACCAACAGACAGUCAAUAUUCAAUGAGUCCAGUGAGAUGAUACCAGCACCUGGACAGUAUGACUCCUCACCUGUCAAGCUAAACAUCCAUGGUGGCCGCAGUCUCCAGAACCGCUCCAAGCGGUUUGAGGACGUAGUGUCGGAGGUUCCAGGCCCCGGGGCCUACAAUGUGCUGCCUGCCUCAGGAAACAUGCUCAGGGCUGUGACGGCUAAAGCAGGACAGGCUCAGAAGCUUGGCAGGAAAAUGUGGCUGCAGGCUAAAAGUCUCCGACUGGUUCGUCAGUCAGAUAUCCCAUCCAUUCCUUCCCCGGGCCAAGCCCAUGGCUACGAGGAGGACGCCCUGGGUGUGCUCAGUAAGCAGCAGCCCCCUCCCAGGGACACAACCCUGGGGCCAGCCUACUACAAUCCACUGCUGUCAGAGAUGAGCUCUGCUCAGAAGUAUAAAGGAGUCCACUUUGGCAACAUGACAGGGAGGAGAGAUGAGGUGAAAGUGGAGGAGGGACCGGGUCCAGGACAAUAUGACCCUGAUACGAACGUAGAAACACGCUAUGAGAAUGUGAACCUUCAAAAGGAGCAGAAAGGCAGAGCUGAGUUUAUCAUCCCUCGGUACCACGAACUGGUGCCCAUGCAAGAGGAAAAGAAGGGAGUUCCUGGUCCGGGCCAGUACCACAUCAGAAGUCAGUUUGAGAAGCCUCUGAAGUCCAGUGGAAAGUUCACUUGCCCAUUCCUCUCUCAGACUGAGAGGUUUGGUCCUGUGAAGGAAGUGUCGCCCCCUGUUGGUGUAUAUAAUGAUCCCCGCUGUGCCCUGGAGCUGUUGAAGAAGACCACAGGAGUGAAGAAAAGUGCAUUUGGCAUCAGUGCAGUGCGCUUUACUCGUCACCACAAAAAAUGCUCCACACCAGGUCCAGGGUCCUAUAAUGUGUUUGAGCACGGUUUAGCCCAGGAGAGUUUUAAAAAGGCAUUUUUAGAGAGAACCAGGAAGGGAGGCUUUGGCUCCAUCGCUCAACGCAACUUCAUCUUCCACAACAAGGAAUCGAUAAAGGCCCCAAGUCCAGGACAGUAUGAGACAGAAAAGAAGACAGAGGAGCGCUACAAAAAGCAGCAGUCAGCGGUUUUCAAAUCAGCCACAGAACGUCUGGCAUUGUCACUACUGGCUAAAGAUUCCCCUCCACCCAACAGUUACAACGUGAGUCAGACAUUUGAGAAGGCUAAUGGCAGCUCUUACUUUAAACUCCGAACUGAAGGAGCAAAGAGACGUCAGAGUUCCUUCCUCUCUGCUGCACCGCGGGAUGAUUUCUUCCAGCCUUGUGAUCCAAGUGUACCAGGCCCUGGACAAUACAACCUCAGUGUGAAAUCCACCCCUCAAAUGGCUCUGAUCUCCUCCAGAGAAGAUCGAUUCAAAUUCUCCAUGAACACCAACCCUGGACCUGGCGCAUAUCAGCUGAGUCCAGGUAUCAUGAACACAGUAAUGAAGGGCACCUUCAAUGUGACGCUCAACAACCCUCUGGGUCCCUGCUUGGCCCCCUGUGUGGCCCCUGGCCCUUUAACGGCACACAAGACCAUUAACACUGUCGCACCCAGCACCUUCAUCGCCACCAGCACUUCUUAGAGCUCUUUGUGGGUCAAAGUUUAGAGGUGAAAGGCAGCAGUUUGGACGAAGACGGCUGGUCUUUAUUGUCACAAAGUGAAAUACCUACACUGAACUGUGCAUCUAUAGCUGAUCGUUCCCUCAUUUAUUCUCAGUAAUGACAAGCUAGACAGACUGAUUCAGCUGUUUUUGUGCAUGAGGUCCCUCUGUAUAAACCACUUUAUUAAUCAAUAACAAUAAAAAAGCUAUUAGUAUGAA
Molecule: messenger RNA, 2106 nt
Organism: Micropterus dolomieu (smallmouth bass)
Lineage: Eukaryota; Metazoa; Chordata; Actinopteri; Centrarchiformes; Centrarchidae
Gene: stpg2
Product: sperm-tail PG-rich repeat containing 2
Exons: 15
Coding region: 130-1869 (579 amino acids)
Source: RefSeq, a predicted model, not a curated record